UUUCUCUUGACCUUUGAUUAGCUGCAUUUCAAACAGAAUAGGCUGUCUUGAUUCAGCAUGACAGUAAGCUUAAAAAUGACAGGCAGAACUCUAAGGUGUUUAAAGAGUAUUUCAAAGAGCUGGAAGAGGAGAGCAUUCGAGAUAAUUUUGUUACUGUGUACGAGUUGUUAGAUGAACUGAUGGAUUUUGGAUUUCCUCAAACAACAGACAGCAAAAUACUCCAAGAGUAUAUCACCCAACAAGGCCACAAGCUGGAGGUAGGAGCACCGCGUCCCCCAGCAACUGUUACCAAUGCAGUCUCCUGGAGAUCAGAGGGGAUUAAAUACAGGAAGAAUGAAGUGUUUAUUGAUGUCAUUGAGUCUGUCAAUUUGUUGGUGAGUGCAAAUGGAAGUGUGCUGCGCAGCGAGAUUGUGGGUAGUAUCAAGCUGAAGGUGGUUCUAUCGGGGAUGCCGGAAUUACGACUGGGACUCAAUGACAAAGUUCUCUUUGAGAUUACAGGCCGAGACAAGAGUAAAUCUGUGGAACUGGAAGAUGUGAAAUUUCAUCAGUGUGUCAGACUUUCCCGUUUUGAAAAUGAUCGCACCAUUUCCUUCAUUCCUCCAGAUGGAGAGUCGGAACUAAUGUCUUAUCGGCUCAAUACACAUGUGAAGCCGCUGUUCUGGAUUGAAUCAGUAAUCGAGAAGUACUCUCACAGCCGUGUGGAAAUCAUGGUUAAGGCUAAAAGUCAAUUCAAACAACGCUCCACAGCAAACAACGUUGAGAUCAUGGUGCCAGUUCCAAGUGAUGCAGAUUCUCCAAAGUUCAAGACGAGCACUGGUAGUGCUAAAUGGGUUCCAGAGAAGAAUGUGGUGGUGUGGACAAUCAAGUCAUUUCCGGGAGGAAAAGAGUUCCUUAUGCGGGCUCACUUCGGUUUGCCCAGUGUUGAGAGUGAGGAACUGGAGGGGAAACCGCCCAUCACAGUCAACUUUGAAAUCCCAUACUUCACUGUCUCAGGAAUACAGGUCCGCUACUUGAAGAUUAUUGAGAAGAGUGGAUACCAGGCCCUUCCUUGGGUGAGGUACAUCACCCAAAGUGGAGAUUAUCAGAUUCGGACAACUUAAAGGAUUUCUGAAGACCUUUUUCUGUUGGUAAUGAAGGCAUUUUUACAAAAUAAGAUGUUCAAGUUAAGCACUGAAUCCUUCCCCACUCUGAGACUGCCGUGUUUUCCAUUUAAAGUGAAAUUCUCUGAUCCAGGCCAGCAUUCGAAUCUAACAUAUGGGCCUCUAAAUUUAAGGGAAUUCCCAUGUGGCCUGGAAAUUUUGUUGUCGUAUUUAUAAGAAGGAGUUUUUUUCCAAUCAGUCCAACACACUAAACUUUAUUAUAAAUUUUGUAUGAUGUAUGUGAACCUGUAAUGAAGCUGCUAAAGCAAUGAAAAAGCAA
This is a messenger RNA of Polypterus senegalus (gray bichir), 1419 nucleotides long. RefSeq names its product adaptor related protein complex 1 subunit mu 3 (gene ap1m3). The transcript has 10 exons. NCBI's taxonomy places the organism in Eukaryota, Metazoa, Chordata, Cladistia, Polypteriformes, Polypteridae. Gene Ontology annotation, biological process: intracellular protein transport; vesicle-mediated transport. The record is from RefSeq and is a predicted model, not a curated record. Gene Ontology annotation, molecular function: clathrin-cargo adaptor activity. Bases 180 to 1100 code for a protein of 306 amino acids. Gene Ontology annotation, cellular component: clathrin-coated vesicle; clathrin adaptor complex.